GUCCACUGUAUUAUGCCCCCAGCUGGACACUGAGAAAUAAAACUGGAUUUAAUUAGUGCUGAUUUCAAAGGCCAUUGAAGUUCAAUUACUUUACCACUUCAGGAUGUUUUUACAGCCGUGAUCUAAUUGUUGGUCAUCUCCGAGUUUUCACAGACUUUGAGUUAAUUAGCACAGACAGAUUGCUUGUGGUGGCAGUCACUGGAAUGGUUACUAAAAAUCUGGAGGAUCUGACAGCUUUUAUACAAACACUGAUAAUUUUAAGCUGCUUAUUUCAACAAAUAUUGAAGCUAUAAAGAAUGGUCUACACUCCUGAAGGAACUGACACUUGCCUCACCAACUCUGUCUUUGAUAUAACAGAUGCUCCAUAUUGAUUAAGAAUAGUCUGCAUGGAAACCGUGAUUUGAAGGCAGACUUAUUAGAAAUGUAAAAGAUGAUGGAAGUAGAGUGGUGGAAAAACAAGAUCUCUGGGGACAUAUUUGAAACAUUACGUACAAAGGAACAACACCUGCCUCCUUACCAUGGACACUCCCCACAGAUGUGGUUCCGCCGCCACCUCGUGGACUGGCUUGCCAUUGUGGUGGAGACAUUUUAUCUAGGUUCCACCUCACAACAUUUAGCUGUCCACUUGCUGGACUUUUUCAUGGAUAAACUAGAGGUGGACCAGAGUCAUCUUUAUCUAUUGGCAAUGGCUUGUUUAUCUAUCUCAGUGAAGUUUGAGGAGCACUGCGAUAGGACAGUAAGAUUGAGCAGUCUCAAUCAGAUGUUACCGUCUCACAGUCUCCUAGAUGUCGGAUACUCAGUCUCCGAGAUAAUGAACAUGGAGAUUACAGUGCUUAACUUUUUUGACUGGUCGCUAUCCAUCCCGACAGUAGCUCAGUUUGUGCCAUAUUUCCUAGUUGUCGCUGUGGAUGACUGUGAUUUAAUUGACGGACUUCCUCUGUCGUCAAAGUCUGCUGUGGCAGAAUGUCUUGAGAGACACACUAAGUACUUCAUGGAGAUCUCCUUACAAGACCACAUUUUCCAGGAUUAUAUACCCUCUCUGAAAGCAGCCAGUUGUAUUGCAGCAUCACGAAUUUCACUACGACUAACACCAACAUGGCCCCAGCAGCUUCAGCUAAUGACAGACUACUUCCUGGAGGAAUUGUUACCCUGCGUCAAUGUCAUGCUCAGAUUCCAGAAGAAAGACCGGCAGCUUUCUCAGUGUAUGUCUGCUGUGGCCCCCCAGUUUACAAUGGUGACCCCUCAGUAUCUCUCAGACAAUACUGCAGGUCACCACCGCAGUGCUCAUUGUUACCCCACAACCUAUGUUAACCCCCAAGUUAUGGUAUACCCAGAGAGGAAAUCACAGCUCACCAUGUGCAGGGGGUCCUGACAGAAGAUGGAUUUCAAAUGUUACAUUCCAUAGUGCCAUAUUGGUUUCCCGCAGUGCUAGGAUGGAGUAGCUUCCCUUGAGAUUUGGUGCCAUUUUUACCUGACUGUGUUCAUGUUCCAUACUUUGAUACAUUGAUUUUACAGAUUCUGAAGUAUUGAUAUAUUGUAACGCCAUUUCACUCAUGUUAUUUACCGUUCAUUUUCCUCUAUUUUUUGGUGUGCAAAUUUUACUCAUCACUUUGUUGAGAAAGUGUGUGAAUGAAAUUAAUUUAAAACAUAUAUUUUGAAAUGAAAGGUUGAAUCGAAUUAAAUUUUGACAAUUUAAACUGAAUCAUUGUCACAAUAUUGCUACAUAUAUAUAUAUAUCUUUUAAUUCGUAUGCCUCAAAUCUCUUCUGAAUUGCAGUGGCAAUGUCCUAAUGCCUGAAUGAAUAAGUGAAUCUUUUUCAUGCAAUUUCUGAAACUGUGUUUACAAACGCAGUGCGCUGAGACAUUUCCUUGUCACUUUACUAAUUAUAUUACAGUUUUUUGAGUAUUAAAACUAAUUAACACACCAAAUAUAAGCUUACACUAUAAAAUCAAAAUGAAAAUCCAAAACACAAACUCUGUCUUGAGAUCCAUGCAGGACUGACAUUGUAAAAAAUUGUAUUCUGUCAUAUUCUUGUGUAUAUAUGUUCAGUAUUUUGUUUUACAUGCUAUAUAAUAUAUAUUGGGUGGUAAAAUCGCAGGCAACUGACAUUACUUAUUUUUCUCUUAAUAAAGAAAUAUACCCCCUACUUAAUAAUUAGGUAGGGGGUAUAUUUUUUUAUUAAAAGAAAAAUAAGUAACGUCAGGUGCCUGUGGGUAAGAUAUAUUAUAUAGCUGACAUAAUGUGUUCAUGUUUAAAUACAAGUAAUACUGAUCUUUGAAUCAUCCAUUUUAUUGUACAGCACUGAUAUCAAUUACCUUGUGUGUACCAUUGAUUCUUAAGGAAAAGGUUCCCAGACUUCAUGUUAAUUCAUACAAAUAUUGUCUGAAACUUUUUAAAAACAAUGAAUUUACAAUACAUAAUUUUUGAAAUGGAAGAGGGUAUAACAUAUUGUCUUUUGUUUAUGCUGUAAUGAGAUUUACCAGUACAAAUUUAACUUCAGGGAUAAGAAAAAAUUCUGUGAUCUUUUUUUCCAUUUUGUGUCAAUUUCUCAUGAUAUUCAAUUGUUGAAAGUGCCUUAAAUGUUUGUUGAAAUAAAAUAACAGUUUUUAACCGAGAUCUCUGGUUUGAUGUUUGUUACCUUUCCAUCUUAAUAUGUUUUGAGAGGAUUAUGUGUUUGGUAAUUAGUUUUUUGCUGGAUGAAAUAGUUAUAAGGAAGAUGCAUUCUUGAAAAAACACCCAAGAUAAAAUGUACAAUUUAUUAAGGUGCAUUGACUCUCUGAAAAGAAAGAUAACUCCUGCUGGAAUUAAAUGGUACCCUUAAAAAUUGUCAAAUUAAGGUACCAUAUUUGUAAAAUUGUGAACUGAAGGGUAUGCU
Molecule: messenger RNA, 2875 nt
Organism: Saccostrea cuccullata (small rock oyster)
Lineage: Eukaryota; Metazoa; Mollusca; Bivalvia; Ostreida; Ostreidae
Product: cyclin-J-like
Exons: 6
Coding region: 431-1372 (313 amino acids)
Biological process (GO): mitotic cell cycle phase transition; regulation of cyclin-dependent protein serine/threonine kinase activity
Cellular component (GO): cytoplasm; cyclin-dependent protein kinase holoenzyme complex; nucleus
Molecular function (GO): cyclin-dependent protein serine/threonine kinase regulator activity
Source: RefSeq, a predicted model, not a curated record